Molecule: messenger RNA, 540 nt
Organism: Diplodia corticola
Lineage: Eukaryota; Fungi; Ascomycota; Dothideomycetes; Botryosphaeriales; Botryosphaeriaceae
Product: dna replication complex gins protein psf3
Exons: 5
Coding region: 1-540 (179 amino acids)
Biological process (GO): mitotic DNA replication initiation
Cellular component (GO): GINS complex
Source: RefSeq, a predicted model, not a curated record
AUGAGUUCCUACUACGAUAUCGACGCGAUCCUCACGGAUGCGCAAAAAGUGCCCUGCACUUUUGAGCUUACAGUGCCCGGCCUGGGCUACCUCGAUGGAAACGUCGGUCAAGACAUGAAGGAAGGCACCAAGGUUGAGCUGCCGCUUUGGCUAGCAGAGAUGUUGGCUGUUAGUGCACCCGCAGCAAAUACGAGCAUGGCGACACUUGAUCUCCCUGCCGCCCUUUCUGCGCGCGUCAUGAACGCUCUGAAGGCAGAUCCACGAACAGUUGAUCUCAGGGCACUUGCACCUCACUUCUAUGCUCUAGGUGCCCGCAUGCUCGAACUCUUCGAGGAGGAAGAGAUGGGAGAGAUCCUCGCGGAAAGCUUCAAGGCACGGGCAAAAGUAAUAGCUGACCAGGCUCACAAUCCCCGGGGAGCACUUGGGGAAGGCGCAGACUUUCUAAGGGGGCUGGACGAGAACGAGAGGCAGCUGUUUCGUGCCGCCCAUGACAGUGCAAAGGCCGUACGCACAUGGAUUGCUGAAAACAAAAAGAGAUGA